Messenger RNA from Quercus lobata, 1294 nucleotides. Its product is annotated as WAT1-related protein At2g37460-like. The record is from RefSeq and is a predicted model, not a curated record. The transcript is spliced from 7 exons. Gene Ontology annotation, cellular component: membrane. Bases 113 to 1294 code for a protein of 393 amino acids. NCBI's taxonomy places the organism in Eukaryota, Viridiplantae, Streptophyta, Magnoliopsida, Fagales, Fagaceae. Gene Ontology annotation, molecular function: transmembrane transporter activity.
CUAGAUCUAAGCAGAAUCAGUGAUACCACUAGAUACUCUUAUGAGCUAUAUAUAUCUGUUUCACAAUUGAAGCUUGUGGAAUAUUCUAGUUCAAAGGGGAAGCACCAACAAGAUGCAGAAGCAAACAUUUGAUAGAAUAAAACCAUUUCUUGCAGUUGUAUUCUUGCAAUUUGGGUUUGCAGGGAUGGAUGUCCUUUCUAAGGCUGCACUAAACCAUGGGAUGAGCAAUUACGUACUCGUUGUCUAUCGCCAUGUGGUUGCUACUCUUGUCAUUGCCCCUUUUGCAGUGAUUUUUGACAAGAAAGUAAGGCCAAAGAUGACAGUUCCUAUCUUCACCAAACUACUUGUGCUUAGCUUACUAGAGCCAGUCAUUGACCAGAACUUGUACUUUCUGGGAAUGAAGUACACAACAGCAACGUUUGCAGCAGCUUUAACCAAUGUUCUUCCAGCCAUUACUUUCCUAAUGGCUUGGUUGCUUAGGCUUGAGAAGGUAAAAUUAAAGAGUAUCCGAAGCCAAGCUAAAGUGGUCGGGACUCUAGCAACGGUAGCGGGAGCCAUGGUCAUAACACUGGUAAAAGGCCCAGUUCUUGACUUGAUUUGGACUAAAGGAAAAACAAACCAUGACCAGCAAAACAAUGGGACCAAUAUUCAUCAUUCGAUUACGGGUGCCAUAAUGAUAACAAUGGGCUGCUUCAGCUGGGCUUGUUUUGUUAAUCUGCAAGCCAUCACACUAAAAACAUACCCUGCUGAGCUUUCCCUAACAGCUUGGAUAUGCCUGUUAGGCUCACUCGAAGGCACCAUAGUGGCACUAGUGAUGGAGAGGGGAAAAGCUGCAAUCUGGGCGAUCAGUUGGGACGUUAAACUAUUUGCAGCUCUCUACAGUGGCAUAAUCUGUUCGGGACUGACAUAUUACAUUCAAGGGGUUGUGAUGCAAGACAGAGGCCCUGUAUUUGUAACAGCUUUUAAUCCCCUAUGCAUGGUUAUUGUUGCUAUCAUGGGCUCAUUCGUUUUGGCUGAGCAACUGUAUCUUGGAAGGAUACUAGGUGCGAUUAUCAUAGUUGCAGGAUUAUAUCUUGUGGUGUGGGGUAAAAGCAAAGAUUACAAGUCCUCAACUUCAUUGAUCGAUGAGAAAACAGCACCAGAUAAGCAAAUAAUACAAGCAGGUAGCACUGGAAACAAAGAAUCCAAUCAUGAAUCAACAGAAAAAAAUUCAAUCACUAUUGACGUGUCUGGUUGUGAAAUUGUAACUAGAGAUGAACAAGUUCAUGAGCAAAGGAGUCCAAUCACUGUCUAG